GAACAGAGUGAGCGCUAGCCAAAAUUAUAUAAGCCGCGCGACGACGACGACGCCGCCGUCCGACCGACCGGGCUGGGCCUUAUAGAAAUAUAUUUUUUGGGCCCGCAUGCUUCCGUGUCGUGGGUCGUGGGCUGGGUUUAGCGGGUCGUGAACCGGGUCGGCGGAGAAAAUGAGGAAAAUUCCCUUGGUUACAACAAAUUGAUCCAGAUUAUGUGGAUAUUGCAAAACGUGCCGUAUCCUAUUGUCACGGUCUUCCCUUGGCUUUGGAGGUGAUAGGUUCUCACUUAUUUGGAAAAAGUUUAGCUGUAUGGAAAUCUUCAUUGGAUAAAUAUGAAAAAGUCCCUCAUAAAGAAAUCCAUGAUAUUCUUAAAGUUAGCUAUGAUGAUUUGGAAGAAGAUGAGAAGGUGAUGACAGGAAUCAUGAGGCAGGAAUCAAUGUUGGAGCCUGGAAAACGCAGUAGAUUGUAGAUUAUGGUUUAGUGAUGACAUUGUUCAUGUUUUAGAAGAAAACAAGGGAACUGAUACAAUUGAAGUCAUAAUCGCCGACUUGCACAAGGACAGAAAAGUGAAAUGGUGUGGAAAAGCCUUUGGGCAGAUGAAGAACUUGAGAAUUCUUAUAAUUAGAAAUGCAAAUUUUUCCAGAGGUCCUCGAAUUCUACCAAAUAGUUUGAAAGUGCUAGAUUGGAGUGGAUAUCAAUCAUCCUCUAUACCAUUCAUUUUCAAUCCAAAGAAUCUUGCAAUACUUAACCUUCCUAAAAGUUUCCUUAAACGGUUUGAAUCACUCAAGGUGUUUGAGAAGUUGAACUUUCUGGAUUUUGAAGGCUGCAAAUUCCUUACUGAAAUACGUAGUUUAUCUAGAGUGCCAAAUUUAGGGGCACUGUGUCUUGAUUAUUGCACUAAUUUAUUUCAAAUCGAUGAAUCAAUUGGGUUUCUUGAUAAGCUUGUGUUAUUAAGUGCUCAAGGAUGCACCCAACUAGAAAGUUUGGUUCCCUACAUCAACUUGCCAUCUUUAGAGACUUUAGAUCUAAGGGGUUGCUCGCGUCUUGAGAGGUUCCCAGAAGUAUUGGGAGUGAUGGAGAAUAUAAAAGAUGUUCAUUUAGACCAGACUGCCCUAGAACAAAUACCUUUUACCAUUGGAAAUCUUGUUGGUCUCCAACGUUUGUUCUUGCGGGGAUGCCAAGGGAUGAUUCAGCUACCAAACUACAUAUUGCCCAAACUUGAGAUAAUAACAACAUAUGGUUGUAGGGGGUUUCGAUCAUCAAAAGACGAAGGAAAAGUGAGUCCAAAAGUGUUUACAAAUGCUAUGUGUGUUUAUUAUGAAUAUGGGAAGUCCUUCCUUAAUGUGUAUUCUCUUAAUAUAAGCUCCAAUAUUGUCAUAGAAGUAUGUAGUCUUCCGUGGACUCAACUUGUGAAUGAACUUAAAAAGCUUCGUUUUGAUCUCUCAUUUAACUCGAAUAUUCAGGUGAGAGUAUUUGCAGGUAAGCUUUGUAGCAAUGAAUCACUAGUGUGUUUUUGGUUUCGAAAAAAAUUCCCCAGGAUAGCUCUUUGGUGUAUUUUAGAACCUAAAAAGCAUUUUGACAACAAUAUGGUGCUGAAGCAUUUUGACAACAAUAUGGUGCUGGAUGUCAAGUUCAAUGUAGUCAUCAACGGCACUAAGCAACUCUCUACUUCGUGUGAAUACAUAUUUUAUACGCGUAAAAUGACUGACCAAAUACUUAGUUGUGAUUUACAAUGCAAAUCGGAGGUUAUAUUCUCAGAGAAGGAGUGGAACCAUGUGGAGAUUUUAUGUGAGAUAGAAUAUCUCAUGCCAUGUGAUUCUAAAAGGGUCAUGACCUACCACGACCGGACCACUAAGAGGAUUCUCAAGUGGUCUGUCAUAUAUGUGUACCCAGAAAACAAUAAGGAUGAUUUCAGUUUCAUUAACAACCCUGAUUUUCCUCUGUCACCUGAACAAAAAUUUCAAGAGCAGAGGAGAAUACGUUAUAUGUACUCCACUUUCAAUAAAUUUGAAUGAGCAUGUUACUAGAUUUGUGCUAGAACCAUAUGAUGGUUUUUUGAAGUACACGAGCAUGAAAUUGCAUGCCAGACAUCUCAUCAUCCUAGUUUGAAAGAAGCUUGAGGCUUGAGAAGUGUGAGAUAAUAUAUUUACAUCAUUGUUCUUGCAUUGGAUAUUGAACUUGGCAUAGUUUGAAGUGUAACUCAUUGAGAUAUAUUUUUUAUUUUUUAUUUUUUUUACCCUUUUUAUCUC
Molecule: messenger RNA, 2247 nt
Organism: Medicago truncatula (barrel medic)
Lineage: Eukaryota; Viridiplantae; Streptophyta; Magnoliopsida; Fabales; Fabaceae
Product: probable disease resistance protein RPP1
Exons: 4
Coding region: 595-2013 (472 amino acids)
Biological process (GO): defense response
Source: RefSeq, a predicted model, not a curated record